Messenger RNA from Rotaria socialis, 1230 nucleotides. The record is from the annotation of a GenBank genome assembly. NCBI's taxonomy places the organism in Eukaryota, Metazoa, Rotifera, Eurotatoria, Philodinida, Philodinidae.
AUGGCUCGUAGAGAAGACCAUCAUCAACAACGUCAAAUCCAAUAUGCUACAAUUUUGCCAUCCAAUACUCCUGCUGAUGCAAAUGGCUCUAACGAUUCACCUUCUCUUCGAAAACAAACAGAACUUGAACGAGCAAAAGCACUUUAUGUCGAUUUUGAAGAUGCCUUUCAAGACGAUACUACCAAUCACGAUUAUUUUGGUCUUCAAUCUCAUCAUCCUGAAUCUAAGCAAAAUGAACAAAAUUCUCAUCAGCCAACGAAUUUCUAUCUUCAGUCCAUUGAAACUAUUUCUGAAGUGAAAAAUGCGAAUUUUUCACCUUUCGUUCGUCAUCAUGCAUCUCGUGAAAGUAGCCGUCCAUCAACACCAUCGGAUACGCCACCUUAUCAGCCAAAAAAUAAUCAUCGUGCUAAUCCACUUACUUCGUUACCAUCAUCUUCUCAAAAUCAUCAUUCUCUUGAUUCAAAUGGUAUGGUAAAUCUUCAAGAAGAUUUUGCUAAUUUAAAUUUAAUGCAUACAAAUGAUAUCGAUGAUUUACCAGCUCCAUUUACACCAGAUGCUAUUCGAAUACAAAUAACGCAGAAUGAUCAUUUUCCUACUGUAUCAUCACAAUUCAAAUUGAUAUUGCCGCAAUAUUUCCUUGUUAAAUACCUAGGCAGAGCUAAGUGUCCCGAACUGUGGGGCUCUACUGCAGUACGCGCUCCUAUUGAUGACAUGGUAAGCAAUGCUCGAAAAUUCUCAUCAAUGAAUGAGAUGCCAACAUUAGAUGCUUGUAUCAAUACGCGUGGACUUACACUUACACAUCGUCAGUCCUCUACACGUAGUAAACAUGAUUCACAUAAUCAUAGUCCCGAAGGACAUCAAAGUGGUCUUAUUCCUUUAGAAUAUAUAUCUUACGUUAUGCAUGAUAUCAAAUAUUCAAAAAUAUCAGCUUGUAUAGUUUUACGUCAACCAAAAACAUCACCAUCUUCUGAUAAAAAAAAUAACCAUGAUAAAACAUUGACUGAAUGUUAUGCAUUCUUAUUUCAAUCGAAAGAACAUGCACAUCGCUUUGCUCUUUCACUUUCAGAAGCAUUUAAUUCACAAAAACAUUCAUCUAAAGGAUCAAAACAAAAUCAUGAUGAUAGAAAGGGAGGGCGUUCACCUCAACGUCGAUUAAAACAUCGUAGUCAUCAUCAUGAAAAAAUCCGUGGUAAAUAUGAUGAUAGUUAUUUAAGAGAUUCUGAAGUGUGA